AUCGUAUAAUUGUUAUAAGUAAGUGGAAAUCUAUUGUUGUUGUGGGACAAAUUUGCUUCUUGAGCAAAAACUCAACUAUUCUUUAGAGAGAGAAAGAGAGUUAGAGAGAGAGGUAGCACGACUUGCGUUGAAAUCGUGGGGGACGAUUUGGUUGAGAGGUGCAUGUCUUGUUUCUCUCUGUCUCUGUCUCUCUCUCUUGAACUAGAAAAAUCCUCAGCAUUUCAAACACAAAACCUCAAGAAUUAUAAUAAUUAAACAAUGAUGCCAACCGCGUCGUUUAGCUCGAAGCGGUCGACUAACAGCCACGGGUUUGAGUUACCGGGAAACUCCUCGCCGUCGUCGGUCGGCGGUGCAAUGCUGCCGAAGUUUCUCAACGACCUCAACCAGGACUUGGUCGAAGUCACAUUGGAGCUCGACGAUGACGACGACGGCUCAAUUGUCGUGUGCAGCGUCGCUCCCGCAAACGAUGACUUGACGUCGUCGGAGGCCGCGGCGGCGAACGGGAUUCUACGGAGGAGUCUUUCGGCGACGUCGAGGAGUAUUCGGCGGACGUUCGGGUGGUUGAAAUCGGCGUCUUCGAGGACGACGGCGUCGAACUCGGAGUCCGUGGCGGAGUUCACUCUGUCGGCUCGCGAGGCGAGGAGGAUGAAGGCCAAGCUUCAACGGACGAGAUCGAGCGCGCAGAGAGCUCUCAAUGGGUUGAGAUUCAUCAGCAAGACGAAUGCCGGAGGAAGUGACGCGGCGGAGCAGUGGCUGCAAGUGGAGGCGAGGUUCGAGUCGCUCGCCAAGGACGGCUUGCUCGCCAGUGCAGACUUCGGUGAAUGUAUAGGGAUGGGGGACUCGGAGGAGUUUGCGGUGGGGAUAUUUGAUGCAUUGGCGAGAAGGCGGCGGCAGAAGAUAAGCAAAAUUACGAAAGAGGAGCUUCGCGACUUUUGGUUGCAGAUUUCCGACAACAGCUUCGACGCGCGCCUUCAAAUCUUCUUUGACAUGGCGGAUAGCAAUGACGAUGGAAGAAUCACAAGGGAAGGAGUUCGAGAGCUUAUAAUGCUCAGUGCUUCUGCAAACAAGCUAUCUAAGCUGAAAGAACAAGCUGAAGAUUAUGCUUCAUUAAUAAUGGAAGAACUUGAUCCCGAAAACUUCGGUUACAUUGAGUUAUGGCAAUUGGAAGCAUUGCUUCUACAAAGAGAUGUGUACAUAAACUACAGCAGACCAUUGAGCACAGCAAGUGUAUCUCGGAGUCAGAACCUCAGUUCCUUGAAGCCCAAGAAUGUGGUCCGGAGACUGAGCCGUUCACUUCAGUGUCUCAUACUCGAGAACUGGCAGCGCGGUUGGAUUCUACUGCUGUGGGUUGUUGCAAUGGCUUCCCUUUUUGGCUGGAAAUUCUACCAAUACAGAAAAAAUAGGGCUGCAUUUCAGGUCAUGCACUAUUGCUUGCCAGUGGCCAAAGGGGCUGCAGAGACUCUCAAGCUUAACAUGGCUCUCGUACUCCUACCGGUCUGUCGAAACACGCUGACAUGGCUUCGAUCUACAAGAGCUAGGUGCUUCAUCCCUUUUGAUGACAACAUUAAUUUCCACAAGAUAAUUGCAUUUGCUAUAGCAAUUGGAAUAAUCAUUCACGCCGGGAACCAUCUGGCAUGCGACUUUCCUCGCAUAGUAAACUCAUCGCCAGAAAAAUUUGCACCGCUAUCCUCAGAUUUCCACAACAAAAAGCCCUCCUAUGAAUUCCUACUCACCGGAACUGAAGGCACGACUGGAAUUUUGAUGGUGAUUUUAAUAGCCAUCUCAUUCACUCUAGCAGCACGUAGAUUUCGGAGGAACUUGGUGAGGCUUCCUGCUCCGUUCAACAAGUUGACUGGGUUUAAUGCGUUCUGGUAUUCUCAUCAUCUGCUAGGUCUUGUCUACAUAUUGCUAAUCAUACAUGGAAGCUGCUUGUAUUUAGCCCACAAGUGGUACGAAAAAACGACAUGGAUGUACAUCUUUGUUCCAUUGUUGCUCUAUGUGGCAGAGCGCAGUCUGCGAACUUGUAGAUCGAAGCAUUAUUCUGUUAAGAUGUUCAAGGUUUCGGUCCUACCCGGAAACGUGAUUAGCUUAAUCAUGUCCAAACCACCUGGAUUUAAGUACAAAAGUGGGCAGUACAUAUUUCUACAAUGCCCUACAAUCUCCCCAUUUGAAUGGCAUCCAUUUUCCAUUACCUCAGCGCCAGGAGAUGAGUACCUCAGCGUUCACAUCCGAACAGUAGGAGACUGGACUCGAGAAUUGAAGCGAGCCAUAGCGGAGGAAGAUGAUUCAUCCCCUGCAGUACAUUCGGCAAGAUUUGUUCAGAUUCGAAAUCUGGAUCGGAGAGGCCAACCCAGAUUGUUUAUCGACGGUCCAUAUGGGGCGCCAGCGCAGGACUACCAGAGCUACGAUGUCUUGCUCCUCGUGGGGCUUGGGAUUGGAGCUACCCCUUUCAUAAGCAUUCUUCGAGAUCUCCUCAACAGCACAAGAACAGCACAAGAACAAAUGGAUUCAAAUACAGAAACUAGUAGAUCAGACGACAGCCAAAAUAGUUUUACGUCUUCAAGUUUGACGCCCGGUGACAAGAAGAAAUCACAGAGGACUAUGAAUGCUCACUUCUAUUGGGUUACCAGAGAGCUUGGCUCCUUUGAGUGGUUUAAAGGAGUCAUGGAUGAGGUUGCAGAAAUGGAUCACAAAGGUCAGAUUGAACUACACAACUAUCUUACGAGUGUCUACGAAGAAGGUGACGCUAGGUCGACCCUAAUCACCAUGGUCCAAGCUCUAAACCACGCCAAACAUGGCGUCGACAUCCUGUCUGGCACCCGAGUAAGAACUCACUUCGCAAGACCGGAUUGGAAAGAAGUGUUUACCAAGAUAGCUUCCAAGCAUCCGUAUUCAACAGUAGGGGUAUUCUACUGUGGGAUGCCGAUGUUGGCAAAGGAGCUGAAGGUGCUAUCACAUGAACUCAGUCACAAGACAUCGACACGGUUUGAAUUCCACAAGGAGUAUUUCUAAAACUAGAAGACCACCAUCGUCAAAGUACCAAGUAGCAAUAUUUUUCUAAUCAUACGGAGUAUCCGUAGAGAAAGAUAAAUAUAAAUGUAUAAGGAUAGUAGCUUGGAAAGAUGUAAAUGUAACUGUUUUUCAUACA
This is a messenger RNA of Pyrus x bretschneideri (Chinese white pear), 3148 nucleotides long. RefSeq names its product respiratory burst oxidase homolog protein E-like. Gene Ontology annotation, cellular component: plasma membrane. The record is from RefSeq and is a predicted model, not a curated record. Lineage: Eukaryota; Viridiplantae; Streptophyta; Magnoliopsida; Rosales; Rosaceae. Gene Ontology annotation, molecular function: calcium ion binding; NAD(P)H oxidase H2O2-forming activity; peroxidase activity.